Molecule: messenger RNA, 1857 nt
Organism: Osmerus eperlanus (European smelt)
Lineage: Eukaryota; Metazoa; Chordata; Actinopteri; Osmeriformes; Osmeridae
Gene: napgb
Product: N-ethylmaleimide-sensitive factor attachment protein, gamma b
Exons: 12
Coding region: 128-1060 (310 amino acids)
Biological process (GO): intracellular protein transport
Cellular component (GO): vacuolar membrane; SNARE complex
Molecular function (GO): syntaxin binding; soluble NSF attachment protein activity
Source: RefSeq, a predicted model, not a curated record
AUCUGUGACGUAGAAACGGGGCAGGUCUUUUUAAUCCAAACACCUACGACAUCUAGGCUAUCUAUUUAUCGUUAUUCAGUAUUUUCAAGUACAUAUAUCCUUAACUGUAAACGACGACGGCAACACCAUGGCCGCACAGAAAAUAAACGAAGCUCAUGAGCACAUCGCAAAAGCGGAGAAAUGUUUAAAAACAAAUCUAACCAAGUGGAAGCCAGAUUAUGACACUGCUGCGUCCGAGUAUGCCAAAGCUGCUGUGUGUUUCAAGAAUGCCAAACAGUUUGAGCAAGCAAAGGAUGCCUACCUGAAGGAGGCAGAAUAUCACACAGAAAAUAAAACACUAUUUCAUGCUGCGAAAGCAAUUGAGCAAGCUGGGAUGAUGAUGAAGGACAUGAAGAAGAUGCCAGAGGCUAUCGAAUACAUAGAAAAAGCCAGCAUGAUGUAUGUGGAGAAUGGAACUCCUGACACAGCAGCAAUGGCUUUGGACAGGGCUGGCAAACUCAUUGAACCUAUGAGCUUGGAGAAAGCUGUGGACUUGUAUCAGAAGGCAGCAUCUGUUUUUGAAAAUGAGGACCGUCUUCGUCAAGCAGCUGAACUUUUGGGGAAAGCCUCCAGACUCCUGGUCCGGUUGCGCAGGCUUGAUGAAGCUGCAGUGGCUCUUCAGAAAGAGAAGAACAUGUACAAAGAUAUUGAAAACUAUCCAAUGUGCUUUAAGAAAACAACUGCACAAGUGCUGGUACAUCUUCACCGAGUGGACUUUGUGGCUGCAGAUAAAUGUGUCAGAGACACUUACAGUUUACCUGGGUACGAUACAAGUGAAGAUGCCAUUGCCAUGAAUACACUACUGGCGGGGUAUGAUGAUCAGGAUGAGGAUGUAGUCCACUACAUUUGUAACUUACCUUUACUGAAGUACAUGGACAAUGAUUAUGCCAAGUUGGCCAUAUCCUUGAGGGUGCCUGGAGGUGGAGUGAAGAAGAAGAAGACCCCUGCUGCACCACAAGGGGGCGCCAGUGGGGAGGUCGCACCAGAGGAGGACGACGACUAUGAGGGAGGCUUGUGUUAAGCCUCGAGGUACACAACACGAUGGUUGAAUAUUUGUUCACUACACAGUCUCGUAUUCCAUACACAAUAACAGUGUGAUAUGUGGGUUCAUAUCAGGUGAAAAGUAGACCUUUCCCCAUAUAUGGGUACAGUUUCUGAGCUCCCAGAUUCUCCCUGUCUGUGAAAACAAUGAAAAAUUCCGUUAGCCGUUAUAAAUCAGAGCUAAAUCUACUGAUACAUAAAUAUAGUAUAUAUAUAUAUAUAUCCAGAUCGCAUAUUCGUGUAUGUGUACAGUUUUUGAGGUGGAUCCUCAAUUAAAUAAGACAUCACUUAUAUGUUGAGAAAUUGUGUCCUAUUGAAAUUGUAAUGUUCUGUCAUAAUAUACAUUUGUUGGUGUCAAUCAUUGAAGUUCAUUGAAAUUGUAAAUGUGGUCGUCAUUGUAGAUUGUGUGUACAAUUGAAUUCAAAUUCUAUUCUAUUAUUUAUUAAGUCAUUAUACUUUGUCCAGGGACAAUAUUAUUGUGUAUAAUGUGAAUUUAUUGUUGUGUAGAUAUCUCAGAGAUAAUUUAUUAAGUGUUACUAUACGUACAUUGUUCAAGUCAAAUAACUGGUGAAAUAUUUUAAAAGCAUUCAGUGUCUUUUCAAUAGUGGAUGUGUACAAGAUAAGUUAUUUAAAAAUAAUUUGAUCUAACAUAGGAAAGUUGAUUUGCUCUCACAUAAUGAUUUUAGACAGUUAUGUGUCUCAAGGUUUAGCAUAUCUUUGCACUGUAGAGGGUGUGACUGGACCAAAAGUAUAUCAUUAUCUGGUAUGUAACUGAUA